CAGGGUUAGUUGUUCACGAAAGUUGUUACUUAGUUUUGUGUCGUUAUUCUGAACCUUAAUGAAUUAAAGUCGAUAGUUUAAUGGAAAUGUGUCCGUUAGUAACGGAGUAUAUAUGUAACAAACGGGAGUCCUGCAGCUGUGAACUGCACAGGUACUUGAAAGAAUUUCGCACACAGCAAUGUCCGCUCUUUCUCCAACACAAAUGUACACAGCACAGGCCUUUCACUUGUUUUCACUGGCAUUUCAUGAACCAGCGGAGGCGAAGACCUGUUAGGAAAAGAGACGGGACAUUCAACUACAGUCCGGAUAUUUAUUGUACCAAAUAUGACGAAACGACUGGCAUGUGCCCUGACGGCGACGAAUGCCCAUUCCUGCACAGAACAGCAGGUGACACAGAAAGAAGGUACCACCUAAGAUAUUACAAGACCGGCACUUGUGUUUAUGAGACAGACUCAAAAGGCAAUUGUGUUAAGAAUGGACCGCACUGUGCAUUUGCCCAUGGUCCAAUUGAUCUGCGUGCUCCUGUGUAUGAUAUCCGUGAACUUCAGGCAAUGGAGCAAAACUCAGAUAUAUCAAGUAGUCCAGGAACACCUAACAGUGGCAGUUUGGAAAAAGACAGGCUUUUAUUGGAGGAUCCAAGAUGGAAUGAUACAAACUUUGUACUUGCAAACUACAAGACAGAAACCUGCAAAAAGCCUCCUCGUUUGUGUAGACAAGGAUAUGCCUGUCCUCAUUUCCACAAUGCCAGAGAUCGUAGACGUAGUCCGAAAUUGGCUAAAUACAGGUCAACGCCAUGUCCAAACGUGAAGCAUGGUGAUGACUGGGGUGACCCGACUCAGUGUGAGAAUGGAGACAACUGUGGUUACUGUCAUACACGUACAGAACAGCAGUUCCACCCAGAGAUUUACAAGUCCACAAAGUGUAAUGACAUGGUUCAGACAAACUUUUGCCCAAGGGGACCAUUCUGUGCAUUUGCACAUGUAGAACAGGAGAUCACAACACAGAGGGAAAUUAUUCAGCAAGGAUCGUCUUUCCUGGCGGCGAUGAUAUCAAACCUGUUACCCUCUUCUAGUGUACCUUCGAGUGUUUCCAUGCCGAGUAUGGCCAACCUUCCACACUCCCUAUUGUCAACUAGUGCUCCUACUUCAGUCUUACAGCCGGUGUUAGAAGAAAGUAUAACAAACGGUAUAUUUACAAAUUCUUGGACCAAGAUGCCUGACCCAAUUGGCAAAGAGAGGACUUACUCUGGAAAUUCAGUCGUAAGCACAACCAGUAUAGGGAGCAUGUCCAACCACCAUGUGGGAAGUCCCCUGCCUGACCCCAUAGGCAAGGGCCGGUCCAACAGUAUCUCGAGUAGUGUGGCAUCAAAUGACAGCUUCUACCAAAGGAUUAUAGGCUCAGAAAGGGAAGACUUUAAUCAGAUUAAAUUACGUCAGCAACUGCAAGCAAUAGACAAUGAUUUUAACCUUGAUAGUACAGAAAAGGCGAAGAGAAAGCAGAACCUAAUGCUAGUGCACAACAUGAAUUUGUCAUGCAGUGUGGGGCAAUCAGGGAUGGCAAACUCUGUGACGAUUCCCAUGGCAAAGUCCAUGUCUCCAUUCGCUCCCUCAUUCUACCCUCCCAGGGAUACAGUAGGAUCUGUGAUAGAGCAAGCAUUAGAGGACAUAACACUUGAUGAUAUUGACAUCAACGCCCUGGAAAAGGAGCUCGACAACGAUACCAAUUCUCUCAGUAGCUCCAUAUCUGCGGGACUCUCAUCAGGUAUGCAGUAUGGUUUUGGAUCAUCGUCCAUACCUAUUGGGAUUCCACCUUGCAGUAUCCCACGUGGGAGUGUGGGAAGCCUCUCCCAGUCUCCAACCUCGCCGUAUGGAAGUUUCCCACACUCCAUCAUACCUGUACACACACCAAAGGAGUCACAUAAUGAUUUUAACAACUACCUAGGCCAACACAAUCACAUGAAGUUCUCUGGAAGCCCAUUUGCUGAGGUGAACUCUAUGUCUCCCAGGAGUGGCCCCGGGGGCCCCCACUCCCCCCUUUACUCCCAGACAGUGAGCAACAACCUGUCAAAUAACCAUUCUGACGUGCAAAAGCUCCAAUCAGAUGUGAUCGUCUACAAGACAAAGCUCGACCACUGGGAACAGGCUUACAACCAGGCCAAGGCGGCGUGUGAGGCAUGGAAAAAGGAGGCCGAUGAGAGUUCCCGGAAGGUGAAGACCUUAGAGGAUGAGCGAAACACAACAGCUAAACAGCGUGAUGAGGCCCUUACACAGUGCAAGAAGCUGAAGGAAACCCAGAUGAACUCAGGGAAGUCACUAGGCAACUACACACACAAAGUGCCCGCCACGGGCGACCUAGACUCCAUGAAGUUACCACAGUUAAGACAUCUACAACAACAGCUCCGCACUGACCUUGAGAAAAUCGAACAGGUAAUUUACAAGCAGUCUGCAGUGAAAUGUGUUAUAUGUUCGGAAAACAACCGGAGUAUAGCAACCACACCUUGCAACCACUGUGUUAUGUGCGACAAAUGUGCCCCUACAAAAUCAGAGUGCCCAAUGUGUCGGGUCCAGAUUUCACAGAGGGCUACAGUUAACUAUCAUUUGUAAUGAUGGUGUUUAAUAGGGAUGUGGUUUUUUUUUCAAUUUGAAAUUGACUUUUAACAAAUUAGCUUCAUAAGCUCAUAGAUGAGUGAUUUUUUAUUCUAUGAGUUUAGAAUAACAAAUUUUCUUCAAAUUUGUAUAGGUUAUGUAAAUUGAUUUAGGGUUUAUAUUAUAAAUGUAAAUUUAAUAGGAUUUACCAAUUUUUUAUUCACAUGUUACGUAUUAUUGUUAGAUGAUGCCAUUAAUUGACUAUUUUAGUUUAAAGUAUAUUUUUUGUUGAGAUGUUUAAAGCUUCACCAAUUUGUAGUAUUUAUGAUUUUUUUUUUUUAUAUCAUCAACUAGUGUUAUCAAAAUGUUCAUUGCUUUAUUUUUGUAGCAUUAACUUUGGCCAGAGAAUGAUAAAGACAAAUAUCUAAGGUUGAAAUUGUUUUUUGUUUGUUUAGCUUUAGGAUAAUAUUUUGUUCCAUUUUGUAUGUGUUCUACGUAAUUCAAGAAACAUGUACAUUCUGAAUGGAAGGUAUAAUUUGACUCAGUUAUUAACUUACAUAUUUAAUUGAAUACUAAAAUGAAACUGUGCUGUUUAUUAUGAUUUAUUCAUUAUUUGCAUUGUGACUCUCUGUUACAGUUUUAAUAUAGACUAGGAAGUUUAUUAAUGAAUUGUUUCAAGUCAAAACUGUUUGCCAUAAAGUGUCUGUAAUAUUGUUAAGAUUUUCUUCAUUUAUAAAAUUAAUGAUUUUUGCAAUUAUCACCUUUCAUGAACAUGUUUGGGCCAUUGUAUGUUUCAUUUAGGUUGACAGUGUAUAUCCAAGAACAGAAUUUUUUAGCUUGUCUGUUUUGGGAAGAAAAAAGUAGAGUGAUUGUGAUAGCCUUGCCUUUGUUGGCAUAAGCCGCAUCUUUUGCUUUUGUUUUUUAACACUUUAACCCGGGCCAUAACUCAAUCAUAAAACAAUCAUUAUAUUCACAUGAAUUUAAUGAAACAAAUAUGUACAUGUAUUGCAAUCAAUGCCUGUUACUGUUAUAGAUUUUGAGUUAUGGCCAUUUUUGACUGAAAAUAAACAGAUUAGCGUUUACACCAGCUUAUGAUUUUUGUUUGAAUAUUUUAUCUGUUUUGUUGGUGUGUCGACAUUUAGAAGUUUGCAGUAUUUGAUUAGCAAUAUGUUUUCAGAUUAGUAUUUAUAACAUCUAGACACCUUAUUUUAGUUAUAAUUGAUUUGAUAUUUAAGUUUGUGCGUUAGAUCUAAUUUCGAUCAAUAUCAUUGAAUCUCAUUUACACUCAUGGACCUACAUUGUGCAUUGGUUAAUUAGGUUUUAAUAUAAUAUUUCACUUCUAGCUUUAACUGAACACUUUGCAUUACUUUUUCCUCAUCUGUUUAAUCACAGUUGUGAACAUAUAGAGUCGUGCAUUUGAUUUCAUUGAAAAUUACAAAAAAAUAUCAAAAGUUCAUGUUUGUUUGAUUUUAAUAGCAUCUUGUGCUGAUGUAUAGUUAAAUUUAAAAUUUAGAACCAUUUUGUACUUUGCUUUCUUACAAAUUGGUUUUUAUUAUUUGUUUGCCAUGAUGUUUCAUUAUUUAAAAUGCCUUUGUUUUACUGUAAUUAUGACACUGUUUUGUCAUUGUCACAUGAGUUAGUUAUCAUUUUGUUAUGAAUGAAAUAAGUGUUCAAAUGUUUUAAGCAUUAAAAUCAGGUUCAUUCUAAUUAUGCAAGCUCUGAUGUUGUUUUGAAUGUGGUAUCUUGUAAAGAAAGGAGUGGAAUAGUUUGUGAUUGGCUGAUUUUAUGUGUCUUGCCUGACCACAUUUUGUAACAUGCAUUUUAAUUGGAUGUUGAAGAAAUGUAACGCUCAGCUGCCGGUCAGCCGAGAUGUGAGUGGACCAGCCUUCUUUUGUUUGUGCAAUAGAUUUUAAUAUACAGAGGAGUUCAUUGUCUUAAACGUUGGUCCUCUUGCCUUAUAAAUAUAAUGAUUUAUCAAAACUUAUUUUUGCCUUUCAUAAAAAUAUGGAUUGAUAACAUUUCCUCAAUCUCAAAUCUAAGAUAAAUCUGAUUUUGUUUCCAUAUGGGUCUAUCAGUUAUAAUCAUAACCAUCCACCUCUCCUUAGUCAUCGGAACACAAAUUUAGACUUAACAACACCUGCAGACCAGGAACCCAUGUGUGUACAAGAUAUAAGUAGAACUAAUGAAAUGAAUAAAUAUUUAAAUGGAUAGUGAAAUGUAUCAUUUUAUUAUAGAAACACUCAGUCAUGUGCUUGAAAAGUACUUAUGUCAUUGAUAUAAUAUUAUAAAUAUCUGCCGACAGCGUCACAUAGUGGCGAAACUAUUAUUGAAACCACGAAGAGAUAAGCUAUGUUUAUUUAGCACAUUGAAUGAUGUUGAUAAAAAAUACAGGGUUAUUCAUCUUGAUAACAAGUAAUCGGUAAUGGUUAUAAGUAUAUAUUUAUAAAGAAGAUGGUUUAAUGUAAAACAUGUCACAUACCUUUUCUUUUUGUUAUUGCGUACUUAUAACCCUUAAACCAACUUAGUGAUCGAGAUUAUAGUUUAUUUACUGGCCCAACCUCAGUUUGAAUAUACUGAUUCACCUUAUUAAAAUCCAAAAUUUCUGACUGCUGAUUUACCAAGAUAUGGCAGAUUUAAUAAAUACUGCCACCCCAUUGGACAAAAUAUAAUGUAGAACCUUAAAUGUUGAUUAUAAUCUAGACCACUAUGUUGCUUAGUGUUAGAAGUAUAGGAUAAUUUUGAUCAGAUGUUCCCCAAGUGAUCAACAGCUUCAGGUUUUGUCCUAUUCAGUCAAAUUGCCUACAUAGGUUGUAAUUGUGAUAAGUCUGUAUCUGAAAUAUGCAGCUGGUAAAUACAAUAAGAGAACAUGUAUAUUUGUCUCAUCAGAUCUCAUUAGUGUAGACCUGGGGCCAUAUUCCUAAAGCUUCUUACGAUUACAAGUACAUUUUUCACUUUAUUGCAUUUUUUAGAUAUUUUAACAACGAAAAUUUUAAGUAACCUUUUUUCAUUAAAUUCAUUUAUAAACCUUAAUUAUUUGGAACUUUCUUGCAUACUUUUAUUUUUUUUGUGUGAAACACUAGAUGUUCUGUAAUUUUAAUGAUUUUUUUCCCACCAAGAUGCUAUAUGAAUACGGCUUCUGUUUUAAUGCGUGUUGUUGUAUUCUCUCUAAUGUCGAAUUUCCGGAAACUGUAUGUUUUGUAUGCAAGAAUUAUGGAGGAAACAAAAGAUUCAAUUCUUGUUCAGAGUAUUGUUAAAAAUACAUUAUAUUGAAGGAAAUGGAGCAAGAUCUAGUUCUUUAGACUUAUAUUUAAUAAAUGACAAAAUUCUACAAAAUUUGAUGCAAAUCUAUGCCUUUCAUAACAAACGAAAAUCGGUGACAUUUUGCAUCUAAAAUGCAUAAGCUAAUAAUUUAAGGUUGUUGCAUACUUCCUCAUAUGGUAAUACAGCUAACCAAAGGUUGUGAGUCGCAUUGCUUAGAAAUUUGAAAAAAUGUGGUAUUUUUUUAUUUUAGAUAAAGCAGAUUAUUUUUUUACAUUUAAGUAUGCAAGAUUGACAACAUCAUGAUGAAAGUAUUUGAACCUUGUGUUAUACAGAAUUCUGGCUGACAAUAGCUUGGUUAUUGAAAAUGUAAUAGUAUUACAUCUAUUGUUCACAGAUUUAAAACUAAAUAAUCAAUUUCAAUAGUUUCCAGACAUAAAAUCCAAAUUAUUUUCUGUUAUUGUUUUAGAUAAGAUUUACAACAUUUUAUUUAAUUUGUUUUGCAAAAAAAUGGCAUAUAAUUAUAUUUAUACUGUAAUGUCUAAAACACUCUCAUAACCCUUUUUCAAUUGUGAACUGGUCUAGUAUACAAUGAGCCAAUUUUCUGAUAAGCCAGGGUUGAGCCAAAGUUCUGAUAAGCCAGGGUUCUUCCAAUGUCUCAGGUACAUGUGUAUUGUGUUGUCCUUCAUGUCACAAGAAACUAAUGCUGUUGUGUAUAUUCAAUGUACCAGGAUUGCACACAUUUGUGCAAGAAUUGAUUAGAGUAACUCAUGCAAUUUUAUUCUCAAAUGAAAUCAUGUAAUAUCAUUCACGAUUGUUGGAGUGUUUACGCCUAUGUCAACCAAUGGAAAGUAUAUGGUGACAUUUGACUCUCAUUACUUCAUGUUUAAGCCAUUUUCCCAUUCAAAUAUCUAAGAACAUUUGCAAACUUUUAGCAGGACAUUUUUUCAAUACCUGGGUUGUGAACGUUUCAGUUGAAGGGAGUUUUUUGAAUUUCUUUGAAUAUCUUUGAAUUUCAUAUAAGUUCAUUUUGUUCAGUUUCAAGAAAGGUUGUUAGGAGAUAUUUCUUAAAUUUCACAUGUUAUGUUUGAGCACUCUUCUAUGAUAAUGGCUUGUUUCUAAGAACACACUUAAAACACUGGUAAAAGAAGUAUUUCACACAUCUCCUCCACUGUCGUCUGCAUGAUCGUUGGGACUUGCUUAUGGAAAUCUGUUCUAUAAAAUGUUACAAGCAUCUAGUUUCUCCGGGUAACAUCACUUGAACUAUUUAGUUGACUGUGUUAGAUGCUGAAUAUCUGGCUGCUGUAUGGUACCAGAAUACUUCAUUUGCAGUCAUGGAUUGUUUUGAAACUAGGAUAUGCUUUACCCUCAAUUACUUGUGUGUUUUAUUAGCAUUCUAAUGCUUAAAACAAAUGUCUUAUGAUUAUGUACAACGAGUUUAAUUAUUAUUACAUAUAAAGUAGCAGUUCAGUUUAAGAUAACAAUCUUCCUGCUCGUGUUUUUUGAGGUUCUAUUUUGAAUGAGCUAUCACAGUUUUUGUUGAAAAUAAGAAAUAAAAUUCAAAAUCAGAA
Mya arenaria is the source of this 7414-nucleotide messenger RNA. RefSeq names its product putative E3 ubiquitin-protein ligase UNKL. NCBI's taxonomy places the organism in Eukaryota, Metazoa, Mollusca, Bivalvia, Myida, Myidae. The record is from RefSeq and is a predicted model, not a curated record. The transcript is spliced from 16 exons. Bases 81 to 2603 code for a protein of 840 amino acids. Gene Ontology annotation, molecular function: metal ion binding.